This is a messenger RNA of Dendronephthya gigantea, 1954 nucleotides long. Its product is annotated as cysteine protease ATG4D-like. The record is from RefSeq and is a predicted model, not a curated record. The transcript has 11 exons. Gene Ontology annotation, molecular function: protein-phosphatidylethanolamide deconjugating activity. The coding region runs from base 190 to 1689 and encodes 499 amino acids. NCBI's taxonomy places the organism in Eukaryota, Metazoa, Cnidaria, Anthozoa, Malacalcyonacea, Nephtheidae.
ACGACACUGAGUGACACAGUAUCAGCUGUGUUUUAAUAUAAUAAUGGUAUUUCGAUAUAAGAUCUUAAAAUCUAAAACCUUUGUUUUACCAAUACGUGUAUCAGGGAAAAUAUGUUCUUAUAAUGUGUCUUAAAAGCCAAUGGUGUCCGUAAACUUGUCGCUCUGGUCUAUAAAACACACUGAUAAAACAUGACAACUAUGUUGGAUGAUGAAGACAUUAGCAGUGUAAAUAGAAUAUCACCGUCUACAUCCCGUCGUUUUGAAAAAACUACGGUUUCGAAAUUCAGGAGACAAACAUCUGAGGAAAAUGGUAAAAGGUCAGACGGUAACGAAAGGAGUGAUGGGGAUACAGUAAAGAGACGAUUAUUGUCUGCUUGGAACAAUGUAAAAUUUGGUUUGACCUCACCAAGCACAACAACAUUUGCUGAAAACCAUCCUGCAUGGAUUUUGGGAAAGUGCUACACAUUUAAUUCAGAUAUUGAAGAAAACAGCCGGUUGCAGAAGACUCAUCUAAAUCCACCACUUCCUACCAGUGAAUUUUAUAGACAUUUUUCAUCACUCAUGUGGUUCACAUACCGUAAAGACUUUCCACAAGUUGGUGAUUCAGUUUAUACAACAGACACAGGGUGGGGAUGUAUGAUACGAAGCGCUCAGAUGAUGUUAGCGACAGGAUUGUCUUAUUAUCUGCUAGGAAGAGAUUUCAGAACAAGUGGAAGGUGUCACAGUAGAGCCCAAAGAUUCUUCUAUAAAGCGAUCUUAAGAUUUUUUAAUGACUCACCAGCAGACCUCAGUCCAUUUUCAUUGCACAAACUUGUUAAACUCAGUGAGUCAUUUGGUAAACAAGCUGGGGACUGGUUCGGUCCCUCUCUUGUUGCUCAUGUCAUAAAGAAAGCGUUAGAAGAAUCUAACCAUCAAGUUCUUCAAAAUAGUCAAGGACUUCGUGUUUAUGUUUCUCAAGACUGCACAAUCUACAGAGACGAUGUCAUUCGACUAUGUCAGGAGUGUGGAAGUUGUAACAAGCAAUGUUCUGAAGAUCACUGGAGGUCUUUAAUUAUCUUAGUGCCUGUUCGACUAGGCGGGGAAAAUCUAAACCCAAUCUAUCAGCCUUGUGUGAAGGCUCUUUUGACACUGGAUUGCUGUAUUGGGAUAAUUGGAGGUCGUCCAAAGCAUUCUCUUUAUUUCGUUGGAUUUCAAGAGGACAACCUAAUUUACCUUGAUCCUCAUUUUUGUCAACCAGCAGUGGAUAUGACAUCAGAAGCCUUCCCUCCAGAAAGCUUCCACUGUGACUCACCACGAAAGAUUCCUAUACGAAAAAUGGAUCCUUCAUGUACAAUUGGAUUUUACUGUGCCACUAGGGAAGACUUUGAAACAUUCUGUACCAAGGCCACCGAGGUCGUCAGUCCUCCGAUGCAAAAGGGCAGUUACCCGAUGUUCAUUGUUGCCUCGGGAAAUUGUGAUAAACUCAUGUCGACACCGCAUCUCGAGUCUUCAUUGUCGUUCUCAGACACUAAAGAUAUUCCCACUUCAGAUUUAUUUGAAUACGAGACUGGUAUUUAUAGAAAUGGUGAAAAAUACCGAGUACACGAGGUUGGAGGUGAGAAUCUCGCGCUUGGUGAUCGACCCGCUGAGGACUACGUUGUUUUAGGCUCAGUCAAGAACAACGAAUCGUUUGAUUUUGGAGAUUUUUAACACAAAUUUUAAUGAGCAAUUAACACAUAGUUUAUAAACUUUAUUAUAGAAAAGGUAUUGGCAAAAAUAGAGGUACAAGUUUAGAUCAUAUUACAUCCAUCACAAGCUAUAUUCUACUGAAUUGACUGGUUAAGCUCGUGUCAUGUUGUGUUGUCGUGUUAUAUUAAAGAAAAAUUAUUGUUUGAAUCGCGGAAUUCUUCUAAUUCACUGAAUAAAAAUUGAGUGUAGUGAUUAUAUGUCAAUACCUUCUCUAUAAUCACGAAAU